This is a messenger RNA of Eriocheir sinensis (Chinese mitten crab), 1414 nucleotides long. RefSeq names its product troponin C-like. NCBI's taxonomy places the organism in Eukaryota, Metazoa, Arthropoda, Malacostraca, Decapoda, Varunidae. Bases 227 to 691 code for a protein of 154 amino acids. The transcript has 7 exons. The record is from RefSeq and is a predicted model, not a curated record. Gene Ontology annotation, molecular function: enzyme regulator activity; calcium ion binding.
CCGUCACCACCCCGUGUACGUGUGUGUGUACGUGUGUGUGCGUGUGUUGACGGCACGCCUGGGACGCUGAGGUGCCAGUGCCGCGAGACACUCAGGCGAGGGAACACCCACCACCACCCAACACCACCCCGCCCUCAGUGCCACCUCCACCACCCUUCCCCUCCACCCACCUCCUCCACCACCACUAGUCGCUACCUGUACCACCACCACCACCACCACCGCCAAAAUGCCUGGACCAGAAGAGUUGGAUGAGGAGAAGAUGACCAUGCUGCGGAAGGCGUUUACCAUGUUCGACAGCGGGAAGACGGGCAAGAUCGAGAAGGAGAAGAUCAGAACAAUCCUCAACACACUGGGCGCCAACUACAUCGUUGAGGAGCUCGAAGCCUUGCUGCAGGACAACGAUGUCGAUGGUACGGGCAAGCUCAACUUCGACUCAUUCGUUCGUGUGGUUGGUCACUUCCUGGAGGAGCAGGACGAGGAGGCGAUGCAGAAGGAGCUCAAGGAAGCGUUCAGGCUCUACGACAAGGAAGGUAACGGGUUCAUCCCCACGGCCGCGCUCAAGGAGAUCCUGGGAGCUCUGGAUGACAAGCUGACGAGUGCGGACUUGGACAACAUUGUGGAUGAGAUUGACGAGGACGGCUCCGGCACAGUGGACUUUGAUGAGUUCAUGGAGAUGAUGACCGGGGACUAGUCCGCCCGCCAGGUGCUGCCCACUGGCGGGGACACGGCCAACCAGCCUCUCGCCUCGCCCCGCCUCUCUCUCUCACACUCUCUCUCCCUUACCCUCCCUCUCUACCCCCCUCCUCUCUGUCUCUCCCUCUCUCUGAUUUAUAUAUUCCUUACUUUUCCUCGCUUUCUAUUAUACAUUUCCUUUCUUCAAUCUACUCCUCCUCCCUUUUCUCCACUUCUUUAAUCUUCUCUAUCUUUUCCUCCUCUUCCUCUAUCUUCUCGUUUCCUUUUCCUCCUCCUACGCCGGUAUACACAACGGACAACGCUUGAAGCCAAAUUUACUGAAGAAAGAAAGGGAGAUGAAUGUGUGCCCGCAAGCUUCCUUCACCUCAUACUUUCUAAAGAGAAGAGAAAGAUAUAUUUUCCUGGCCAAUGGUGUCGCUUUAAUAUGCUUUAAUAUGUAAUUGUUUUCAUUAUACUCAUUUAUGUGUUUCCUAUUUUUUUUGUAAGGGCUGGGUGGAAAAAACAUGUAUAUUUCUGUAUUUCUUCUAAUUUCCUAUAUUUGUUUAUUUCUUUCUAUUUUCCUUAUUUUAGGGAAAGCAAUGUAGAACGCUUCUGGAUAAUUUUUUGUAAGACUUGUAUUACCUGAAAAAAAAGAACAUAUAUAUACUUUCCUGGAAUUUUCUGUAAUUUUCGUUUUUUCUUUCACUUCAAGGAAAAUAUAUUGACAGUGUCCUGAGCCACA